This is a messenger RNA of Gavialis gangeticus (Gharial), 5867 nucleotides long. RefSeq names its product monoacylglycerol O-acyltransferase 1 (gene MOGAT1). The transcript is spliced from 5 exons. NCBI's taxonomy places the organism in Eukaryota, Metazoa, Chordata, Crocodylia, Gavialidae. The record is from RefSeq and is a predicted model, not a curated record. Gene Ontology annotation, cellular component: endoplasmic reticulum membrane. Gene Ontology annotation, molecular function: diacylglycerol O-acyltransferase activity. Gene Ontology annotation, biological process: triglyceride biosynthetic process; diacylglycerol biosynthetic process. Bases 193 to 1149 code for a protein of 318 amino acids.
UUAGAAUUUUUGAAAAAUGUAAAUAUAAGAACCAUUAGUUUGCAUACUAAUAAACCACAAAAGAAAUCCUCUUUCAGUUAUUGGGACAUGAAGAAAAGUGCUAUGUAACAUCAGCACAUCUGUAUUGAGAAGAACCAGAAGUAUUUUCUGCAAUGGAAGCCAAGAUAGUCAUAUUAAUUGUUUUCAAAUAUUAUGACUCAAAUGCUCCCUAUUGUCUUUCUCUUGUGGCUUGUAGCACAGUGUUGCUGUGGAGUCUUUGUGAUCCUGUUUUUUGGAAACUAUUGGUUCCUGGGUGCUCUCUAUGUACUAUGGCUCUAUUCUGACUGGGAGACACCACAGGCUGGAGGGAGAAGAUCACAGUGGGUCAGAAGGUGGUCUGUUUGGAGGUUCUUCAGGGAUUACUUUCCAAUUCACCUUAUCAAAACAUCAGAUUUGGAUCCAAGCCAUAACUAUCUGUUUGGAUUUCACCCCCAUGGUGUCCUUGUUGCUGGAGCCUUUGGAAACUUUUGUACAGAAUAUUCAGGUUUUAAGGAGUUAUUCCCUGGCCUUACUCCAUAUCUUCACAUCUUGCCCUUCUGGUUCAGCUGUCCCUUCUUCAGAGAAUACAUAAUGUCUGCUGGACUGGUUUCGGCAUCCAAGAAGAGCGUGUCUUAUGUGUUGAAGAAAGGUGGAGGUGGAAACAUCUCAGUGAUUGUGAUUGGAGGUGCAGAAGAGUCUUUGAACGCACGUCCUGGAAGUUUAACUCUGAGCAUCCUCAAAAGGAAAGGUUUUAUCAAGAUGGCUUUGAAGUUUGGGGCUCAUCUGGUCCCAGUAUUUUCUUUUGGAGAAAAUGAACUGUUUAAACAAGUUGCAAACCCCAAAGGAUCGUGGCUCAGAAACUUACAAAGUAGAAUGCAGAAGGUAAUGGGGUUUGCUUUACCACUCUUUCAUGCCAGAGGAAUCUUUCAGUACAGUUUUGGCUUGAUACCAUACAGGAAACCUAUUCACACAGUUGUGGGGAGCCCUAUUGCUGUGAAACAGAGCUUGAAUCCUACAGCUGAAGAGAUUGAACAGCUGCAUCAGACCUACUUGCAAGAACUAAAAACGUUAUUUGAAGAGCACAAAGGAAAAUACGGGAUCCCACAGCAUGAAACUCUUGUCUUUGAAUAACUGAAAACUCAGGGAAUCUUGAUCAAAGGAAAGUUGCCUCUGUAAUUGUUCUUGUAUAAGAGUACCCUGUGCGUGUAGUGUGUGUGUGUCCAUUAGGAUGGGAUUAGGGGAUAUUAUAUCACUUUUAGUCAUGGAAAACAGCCUAAUUCAUUUGAGGUCUGAUCCUGCAUCCCAUCAGAUGUGAGUGGCCCCUAUAGGUUCAUCUGCAGGCAAAGUUGUUGGUACUUUUCCUACCAUUGGCUUAGAUGCUAAGCUGGUAAGAACAUCCUUGUAGAUGGAGUACAGAUGUUCAGCACCAGAUCACCUAAUCCUGCUGGCUGAUGGAGCUGCACCAAAAUGAGCUCAACAAUGAUGCUAACAUACUGUGCCCUUAACUUCAGCUGUGUUGUUCCUGAUGCAUUACCAAAGGAAUAUCUUGUUGUUGGGGCAUUAACCGAAGCUCUUUUCAAUGUGGCAUUGAGUUGCUUUCUGAAUAUCAAGAAGUACCUGUGCUAGCCUCUGAAGGAAAAGCUGUGUAUUUCAAGUGGAUGGUCAUCAGGAACCAAAUGCAAAUACACAAAUAUGGGGGCAGUUUGUGGUUGCUCCUUUUCCAAAUAGUGUUCUCAGCCUAUAAACUAGUAUACAACAGGUUCACCUCAUUUGAGAGGGUUGACAGGGUUUUGUGGAGGGAGGUGUGUGUGUGUGCAUGUAUUGAUGUAUUGGGUGGUGGGGGAGAGAUCUAGAUGACUUUUUUUUUUUUUAGUAGAGACUACAUUUUGGGGUCAUGGGUUUCCCAAAAAAGUUGCUGUAUUUUAGACAUUCUGUUCUCAGGAAGUAACAAGCAUUGUACUACAUGGGAGACAAUCUGCUUCAGAGACCAAGAGGGAUCUUUGAUUCCCUCUCCACACUUUCCCCUACAGACUUCAUUUUACAAAUUAUUGGAAGACUCGCUUAGGGCAGACAUCCUAAUACAUGGUCUUGUUCAGUUCAGUUCAGUUCUACAGCUACACCAAGGAUGAUGUAGUCCAGAAGCUAGACCAAAGGACUGGGAGCCAGUGUGUGAAGUUUUAUUCCUGCUGCUAUUGUUAGACUGGGCAAGCCACUUAACCUUUCUGUGCCUCAGUUUCUAUACCUGUAAGGUAGGAAUGCCCCUUGCUAUAGGGAAGUAAUUUAUAUUGCCACUUUCUCAUCCUCUUCAGCUGGAUAUGUGUGUGAAGAAAUGUGCUGAGAUGUUGCCUAUUCUCUCCCUUGCUUCAGAUAAUCAGUGCAUGAUGCUGCAGGGUGUGUGCCACCAAGUGCAUGAGGAGCAAGGAAGGGGGAGACCAGUCACUUGCUGGGCAAUGAGAACCCCAAGGAACUUGCUCCAAUAACUUGGGUUGGACUCUGCUGAAGGGACACGUCCAGUGCAGGGUGCUCCUUUGUAUUCUGAAAGGGGGCGGCUAACGUAGGAGAAGGGGAAGGAAGCUGAUCAGAACCACAACUCCCUCCAUGACUUGGAGAAGAAGCUUGUAUCUAAACUAGUCAAAAAAAAGCUAGAAGCACAGCCUGUAUUUGUCAGGAAGAUUUCACAACAGGAAGUGAUCAUGAUGCAUUACCUCAAUGGCACAUGACUUCAGGAGCACAGCACCUAAAUGUAAGCAGGUUCUUUUUACCCUGUGGCCAUAGAUGUACCUAAACAUGGAUGUCUGAGCUUAAAUCUAGGCACCUGUUUCUUUUUAAUGCCCAAAAGUGCUCAGGUCCCCAAAACGGCAAUGUGUAAAGGGUGGAGCAGAUUAUGCAUUAAUAUUUUUGAUAGGUGAAAAUAUAUGUAUUUUGUAAAUUUUUUUAUGUACACAUGGAGAAAAUGUGUUGGUUUACAGUUUCAUUCUAAAGAAUUUAUCUCACUUCAGAUUAUUUGCUGACUUCAUGAUAUCAAAUGCAACAUUAGCUAGCAUCUGAAUGAGGCCAACUCUACACAGGAAAUAGAAUUGUGAUUUCCAGUCCUCAGCUUCUGCUGCUGGAAGUGCCCCUCACUGGACAUGCUCUGGGGGCAGUGCUGCUGGGUAGACAAAGGUAGGGCAGGCAUCACAUCCUCGGAUACCUCAAGAGCCACUUCCUUGUCCCUGAAAAUAAUUUCAUUAGAAGGUAGAUGCUUAUGAUCCAGGUGUGGGGCUGGACCAUUUGGAAGAUGAAAAUGGACAAACAUGUUUUGAGGGACUAUAACACAGGAGCAGUCAUCAUGACAUCACCUGUAUUUGGUUAACAAUGAACUCCCAUGAAACGAUGUUACUUUUUCAUAAUAAUCAGGGCUGUGAGAGAGUUGGUAUUGCAUGCACUGGAGGAGCAGCUGUUUCCUCUCCAGGCAGACUGCUUACAAAUCAUUUCCUUUUUUCUGUUACUGCUUUAAGCAAUGGGUCCUUUCCUCUCUUGCUGCUGUCCCUUAUGCUGUCUGGAAACUGCUGCAGUGCUGCAGAGCCCCUGAUUUCUUCAUGCACCAACCUACUCUGUACGGGUUAGGGACUUCUGAAGGUGCACAAAAACAUCCUCUGGGGCCAUUUAUCAAUGAGCAGGGAGAGAGGAGGGUCAGAAAUCAAAUUUGAGGACUUAACCAAAGAUCAGGAGUGUUCAUGUUCUUGGAAGUGAUGGGGUUUGGUAGGAUGGACUUAGCUGGGAUGAGGAGGACAAAGGGAAGCAAACAGCUCACUCUAUCAGCGGUGUUCUGAAACAGGAGGCCUUACCUCACCAUCUUCUUGGAGUAGCAGUUACUUGAUGGCUUUCUGUCAUCAUACUCCAUAAAUUUCUGGUCACUGACCACCUGCUUGCCUGCUACUGAAUGGGAUGACAUACAAGUUGAGAUAUGUGAACUAAAAACCACCAAAAGGGAACUGAUUCCAGUAGAUGUAUCUAGUUAGGUUGAUAUCACAGAAGUAGAUUCAGCUUCAAGCUAAGGCCAGUCUUGGACUUUGCAUGGAGGCUGUGAGAGUCAGGCUGAGGAGGAAUCAUGUUGCUGUGGUUGGAAGUAAAUAUUUUUAAUUAACUUCAAAAGAAGAAGGAGAGCAAAUUAUAAUCUUACCACUGGCUGUUCACUGCUAACUGCAUGGGCUGAGCAAGGUCUGCUCUGCCUAAAUUGUGUAUUUGAUUCAUGCUAAAUUCCCCCAGACUAUUUUUAACAACAUAGUGUUGCUCUCUGAAUUUCAAACUGCAUGUUACCUUCCAGCAUUGACAUUUAAGGUGCCAGUCGGGUCCUGCAGAGAAGCCCUACCAUCCUGGGCUAUACACCAUUGCUGCCCAUUGAUCUGUUAAACCAGGGCCAGCCAGAGUAUGUACAGUACUAAAAUAUAAAUUCAGGCUUUGACUGUGUGAUCAUUUUCAGUCCAUGGGAGUUUUGCUGUUACCUACUUUACAGGGGUUUUUACUCUGUGGCGUAAGCUCUGUGGAGGUACACUCUCUCCUUUUUACAAGUCAAAUAAGAGAACCUGUGAAUCAGGGAGACAGCAGGGAUUCUAAGUGGAUGUCAAAUCUUGUGAAACAAAUCUUGCUGCUGCAUGAUCUGUGGAGCUUUCUUCCCUGGCAAGAAUUUUGCCCCUUUUAAGGGAUGCUGCACCUGCCUGCAUUCCUACUUACCACGCUAUGACUGUCUUUUUACGCCUUGCCAGCAUGAAGUUCUAACUAAUGCUUUAUCUUUCUUACCUCCAUACAUCAUCCAGAAGUGAUGUUAGAGCCAAAGCCUUUGUAUCAUAUAGGAAACUUUGCAUCUGAAGGCUAGCGCAACCAGUAAGCCUUUCUUCCAGGGAGCAAAGUGACUCUAGAGUCUUCCUAGAUACACAUGUAGGGCAGUUUUCAUGAAGCCCUAAUUACUCUCAGCCUCUUCCAGCAUGUAGCAAUGGAUUGUUAUUCUGCCAGACAUAGGCAAAGUGUACACUAUCUCCUUCAUGAACCUGGAAUACCACUGGCAAAUGAGCUUUGCUCACUAGCUCUUGCUCUCUGUGUUCCCAAGGCCAGCAAUUAGGCAGCAUAGGCACCUUUAGAAUUUGUAACAGGUGGCUUUGCACCACUUGGGCUCAGUGUCUCAUGGGGGAAUUGGGGCUUGGACUGGGGGUUCUUUAAAUGAUCUACUCUUCUUAAUUGGUGGAUUUGAGAGUAAGUGGCAGGGCAUGUCUCUUGUCAAUGGUCCCAGGCUCAGCAAGGAGGUGGUAGAGUUGGGCAUACUUGGCCAACAUAAGGUAUCAGUCCCAGUCUCCCUAGGGACAGAAUUCAGAGUUGGAGUAGGCCACAGCAGAUCUCUGCAGGAGCUGUCUGGAACUCUGCAGGACUAGUAGCUGCAAUAUAUUUUGGGUAAGUAGAAUUUGAUCCUACCGAAUAAGGCCUGCUAGCUGUUCCCUGCAAUUAGUCCCAUGGAAACCUUGCAAGAUAUUGCCAAAGAAGUACAAAUUGUUCUUUUGUACCUUACAAGCACAUAUUAAAGAAUAUCCUGUAUCCAGGCUUGGUUAGUUUGAUUCCUGUGUGUUAACUUGUGUGUGGGCACUAUAACAUCUUGGUCUGCAAACAAAUGUUGCAAAAAUUCUUGGGUAUAAAAUUGAUCCGUCCUCCAGCUACUGAAUUGUAUUACUUGAGUUACUCAGCCUGGGUCAUGUCUUCUUUGAUCCAUUUGUAACUUUUCUUGGAAUAUUCACAAUAUGAAUUCCAGUUGUUUAUUUCUACUACAACUUUGGCUGUGAUUGAGAGGUGUGAGAUACAAUAAACGUGUAUGCGGUAAUGGA